AUGUCAAAGAUGAAUACUACUGUGACUAAGGAAUUUCUUCUUCUGGGAUUUCAAAUCUAUUACUACUUUAAAGCUCCUCUCUUCAUCCUCUUUCUAACGGUGUACAUCAUUACCAUAAUUGGGAAUCUUCUCAUCAUAGUACUGGUAUGGACCUACAAUAACCUCAAUUGUCCUAUGUACAUUUUCAUGUCUAACCUCUCUUUCUCUGAUAUGAUGUUUACUACAAAUGUUGUCCCAAAUAUGCUGUCCACCCUAGUAACAGAUAAGCACAGCAUCUCUGUAGAUGGGUGUAUUGCUCAGUUUUACUUCUAUGGUACUCUGGGAAGUACUGAAUGUUUCCUUCUUACAGUGAUGUCCUACGACCGAUAUUUAGCCAUAUGCUACCCUUUGAAUUACCUUUGUAUUAUGGACACAAAACUCCAAAAAUAUCUUCUGGUUGCAUGUUGGGUGGCCAGUUUUACAGUAACACUGUUUCCAGUUGUACUUAUGUAUCAGUUACAUUUCUGUGGACCCAAUGUAAUUGAUCAUUUUUUCUGUGAUCUUGCCCCUAUUUUGGCACUUUCUUGUUCAGAUACUUCUGCUAUAAAAGCAGAAACCAUGGUAUCAUCAAUCUUUGUAGUCCUUCUGCCAUUCUUGUUCAUUAUUUCUUCAUAUACUCGUAUUAUCCUUUCCAUCCUCCAAAUUCCUUCCACCCAAGGCAGACAGAAGACAUUCUCCACCUGUAGCGCUCACCUACUGGUCGUGUGUACCUAUUUCUUGACCAUUAUUACUGUUUAUAGUAAUCAAAAAGAAUAUUCAUCAACCAUCAACAAAAUAAGAUCCUUGCUGUACGUUGUAUUAACUCCAAUGUUCAACCCAAUGAUCUAUGCUCUUAGGAAUAAAGAGAUACAAUCCACUUUUCACAAACUUUUGAUACACGUUAAGAUGAAAAUACUAUAG
Bufo gargarizans (Asiatic toad) is the source of this 939-nucleotide messenger RNA. Its product is annotated as olfactory receptor 11A1-like. Gene Ontology annotation, biological process: G protein-coupled receptor signaling pathway. Bases 1 to 939 code for a protein of 312 amino acids. Gene Ontology annotation, molecular function: olfactory receptor activity; G protein-coupled receptor activity. The record is from RefSeq and is a predicted model, not a curated record. The transcript has a single exon. Gene Ontology annotation, cellular component: membrane. Lineage: Eukaryota; Metazoa; Chordata; Amphibia; Anura; Bufonidae.